GUUUUUUUUGGGGGGGGUGAAUAGUUUGGCUAAAGUUACGACAGCUAGCUAACGCUAAGUUUGUAUUGUUUCUGAAACUUAGCUAGACCUGACUGACGUUGCCUAACAUUUGUUUUCAUCUUUCUGGAUGACUGAGUCGCCACUUGGCUCAUUUCAUUUAUCUCCUCAGCUUGUUUGCAUUGGGUAUCUGUCAGCUAACAGGUUUUAUCCCCUAUGUUAUGAGCGUUUCUGAGCUCGAUGUCACGUCCAGCUGUGUUAAUGUGACUUCUGUACAGAGAUGGCCACCGCGCCAGACUCUUCACUUCAUAUGAGAUCCACUGAUCUGAUCAAAAAAGAGGCCCUGGACUACGGAGGAUUUGGGGAAGUUUAUCUCUGCUACCAUGCGACCCUGGGCCAGGUGGUGUUAAAGACUAUGUAUACAGGCCCUCUUCGUAACGAGGAGAGUAAAAGGUCACUGCUGGAGGAGGGGAACAUUAUGGCAAGCCUGAACCAUGAGCGGGUGGUCAAGUUGCUGGGUGUGAUCAUGGAGGAUAGAGACUGCUCUCUAGUCUUGGAACUCAUACCCAGGGGCAACCUGUUGGUCAUGUUAGAGCAGGUAUCUGUGCCAGUGUCCAUCAAAGGCAGGAUAAUCUUUGAAAUUUUGGAAGGGAUGGUGUACCUUACAGACAAACGCGUCAUACACAAGGACCUCAAGCCAGGAAACAUUUUAGUGGACAAAGAUUUUCACAUCAAGAUUGCAGACCUCGGCCUCGCCACCUGCCACACAUGGAGCAAACUCACAAAGGAGGAGUCUCGCAGGAAGAGCCGUAUGGGCCGAACAGCCAGUGUGAGAGGUGCAGGGACUCUGAGUUACAUGGCUCCUGAACACCUGGAGAGUAUACAUACACCCUCCACUGAGAAAUCUGACGUCUACAGCUUUGCUAUUGUGGUUUGGGUCAUCCUCACAUGUGAAGAGCCAUAUCCGAAUGCCAGGAGUGAAGACCAUAUCAGCCAGUGUGUCCGCAAUGGAGAAAGACCAGCAGAAAACCUUAUUCCAGACAACACUCCUGCAGAGAUAAUUGACCUAAUGAAGAGAUGCUGGGAUGGCAGUCCACAGAAAAGGCCAACAUUUAAAGAGGGCUAUGACUCAUUUCUUCGUUUCUACACGGAAAAGCUUGAACCAGAUGUAGAGACAGACUUACUUCAUCUGAGGGAAAUGUAUGAAGGCCCAGAAGAAUUUGUUGAGAAGAUGAAAUCUUUAUCACUGACCUGUGGAUGUUAUUCAGCAGACAGCCCAGCUCCUUUGAUGAGUUCAGACAGAAAUAUAUCUGUCCCAGUUGAAGCCAGUAUUGAGGACCUGAAUGGUAUCCAAUGUGAGCUAGCCAUGGAGUCAAUGGAGCAUCACAUUCAGACAGAUGCAAAGGUGGUCAGCAGCCCUUCAGCUGUUGAGGAGAAACUGGAUCGGGAGUUGAAGUACCACAAGUACGGCAGCUAUAACUGUGAGGAGCAUCAGAACAAUAAUUUCCUGCCAAACCACCUUAGUAGUUCAGAUAAUAAUGUUAGGCAACCAGAUCAAGACAGACCCUACAAUGUCUCCUCUGUCCAUUCAUGGACAAAAGCUGAGGCAGUGCAGCCAACCAGCCAGGAAGAGCCCUGGCAUCACGCUAUUGCUGGUCUCCAUGAUUCCAUGACGUCCUGCACACCUACGCCAUCCCACUUGCCUAUGUCUGCCAGCACCCCUUCUCUACAACACUUUAACCAGCAACAUCCAUAUUCUCACUAUGACCGCCAACAGUCCUGGCCAGUUUACCCAGUGUCUGAUACAGCUGCCCCUGACAUCACUCCCGGACGUCUCUUGGCCUCUUCCAAGAGUGCCUCGCUACAAGAUCCAGGAUCUCUUUUCAUUCAGAAUGCCAGGGGGAUCCAGAUUGGCAACAACAACACGCUGAGUAUCCUAGGUUACGAGUCUUCCUGUAGUCUAUUAUCAACAGGUGCUAACAGCUCAGCUAACUCUUCCAUCAAAGAAGCCAUUCAGAAAUAUGAUUUACCUUCACGGUUUCAUUCAGAGGAUCAUGCUGUGACUGAGGAGCACCUGGAUCUGCUGAGGGACAACAUCGGGAACAAAUGGAAGCGAUGUGCGCGGGGCCUGGGUCUGACCAGUGUGGAAAUAGAGACCAUUGAGCACGACUACUACCGUGACGGCCUGCCAGAGAUGGUGCACCAGAUGCUGGAGCGCUGGAAAAUGAAGGAGGGAAGUAUUGGCUGUACAAUUGGGAAGCUGUGUCGAGCCCUGGAAGGCAAAGUAAAGGUAGAUGUCAUCCAGAAAAUAUUGGACAACUGCAGUUCCUUCUCCAAGAUCUGAUCAACUUGGCUCACUUGGCAGAUUUGCCACAUUCCCUCCAAAUGACUUUCUGACUAUUAUGCCUCUGGAGCUAUCAUGAAUUUAAAGUGGUUGGUUUAAACAAAUCACUCACAAACCAAAUCGCAUUUUUUGUUCCCUAGCCCAGUGUUGACUUUAUGUGCCGAGGUUUUGAAAUACCAUCUCUACACUGCCCCCCAAUACAUUCAAUGUUAAUGGAAUUCCGUUUGUGCUGCCUAAGGCACUGAAAGAUGUCAUACAUAACUUGCUUUUUUCAUAGAGACAAUUUCUUUCAAUGCUUACUUCACAUUUUAAGACAAAUACUGUCAAACGUGCUACAUCAAUUUCUGUACUGUCAAACCUUCAGAAAUUGUACUAUGUGAUGGCAUUAUGGAAAAGCCAUCAAGUUUGUACACAGUUACUGUUACUUAGCAAAAGAAUUAACUUAUUCAGGGGCUGUCAAAUGGUAAACAUUUAUUCCAGCCAAACACAAACUCCAAUCACAGAACAGGUAGUCGGUGAACCUCAAAGAAGCUCAGUAGUUACAGGUGAAAAAAAAAAGCAGAUUGUACAAAAGAAUAAAAGCCAUAAUGCAGUAUUCCACAAAUAAUGUGUAUUAUUGUUGUCAUCCCUGUGUUUAUUAGGGGUCAGUACAUGUGUUCAUGAGUAAAUCAAACUCCUAAUUCGUAUUAAUCGAUGCGUUUAUGUAUUCCAAUUAAUGUAAUUUCCCCAAAUUACUCUAAAACAAAAGAGUGCCUGAACUUUUAUAUAGCCUCGAGAGUGUAGAUUUGCUGUAAUGAUAUGUAAUUAUCUUCAAAUUCAGGAGAUGUUACGCUAUACUGUAUCAAGCAUCUUGUGUUAGGGUAGAGUUUCUGUCAUUCAUCAGAUUGACAUGUAAAAUUGCAACCAAAAAAAACAACAACAAAAUACUAAAUAUGUUCUCACUUCACAAGCCUUACCAAACCCGGAUCAUCUGAAAUGCCGUUUUGACAUUUUUUAAUAAAUUGUGUGUGCAUAUGUUUGUAAAAAUGUCAAAGCGAAUGUGUAUUACAUGUAUUUGAUAGAUUACACCACACAAUCGGUUAUUGUUUCUAGAUUGUUUCCUUCAGAUCAUUUUUCUUAUCGCCUGCAACUAUUGACUGGAUAUCAAUAUACUGUAGGCUUGGGCGGUAUGUAUGUUUUCAUAACAUACCUUCCUGACAUUUUAUCGGGUAAUAAAACAAAACUUAAAAGCU
This is a messenger RNA of Scomber scombrus (Atlantic mackerel), 3573 nucleotides long. It is a transcript of the gene ripk1l, whose product is annotated as receptor (TNFRSF)-interacting serine-threonine kinase 1, like. Lineage: Eukaryota; Metazoa; Chordata; Actinopteri; Scombriformes; Scombridae. The record is from RefSeq and is a predicted model, not a curated record. Gene Ontology annotation, molecular function: JUN kinase kinase kinase activity; ATP binding; protein binding. Gene Ontology annotation, biological process: signal transduction; protein phosphorylation. The transcript has 10 exons. The coding region runs from base 278 to 2341 and encodes 687 amino acids.